ACGCCCCGCCCAUGGCUUCCAUUUCUGUUCAGGAUCACACGGCGCAAAGCGAAUAAUACACAUUAGGGUUUUUUUUCCCCCCUGAAUAAUAUCGAUGUAACUGAUAAUUAUAACGAACACGAGUCCUUCCUGGUCACGGCACUAGAGGUAAUUGAGUUAGUCUUGCGGUGAGCGAGUUGUCAGGUGAAAAGCUUUGAGCCUUGUGUAAAGGAGACGGGCCUCGUUAUUCCUCUUUAUUCCUCUUUUUAACUUUAGCGGCGUUUUUUUUUCCGCCGUUUUUUUUCACCUUCUGCCCCUCGCGCUCCACCAGCGGCGUGAGUAGCAGCACGAGGCACGCGCGCGCGCACGGAUGGCGGAGUUCGGUAACGGACUGGCGGAGGAAUCUCUGCUCGACUCAGACCCUGGUCAUCCAGAGCUGGAAGAUCCGGGUGUUGGUGACGAAGAACCCGGUUUAGAUGAAGGAGAGGCCGCUAUCGAAGACCCGGAGCUGGAGGCCAUUAAAGCCCGGGUGAGAGAGAUGGAGGAGGAAGCAGAGAAACUGAAGGAGCUCCAGAACGAAGUGGAGAAACAGAUGAACCUUAGUCCUCCUCCUGCUGGUCCUGUCAUCAUGUCCAUUGAAGAGAAGAUAGAAGCAGAUGGACGAUCAAUUUAUGUUGGAAAUGUGGAUUAUGGAGCAACAGCAGAGGAGCUGGAAGCUCAUUUUCAUGGCUGUGGCUCUGUUAAUAGAGUCACUAUCCUGUGUGACAAAUUCACAGGACACCCAAAAGGGUUUGCAUAUAUUGAGUUUGCAGACAAGGAAUCUGUUAGAACAGCGAUGGCACUGGAUGAGUCCUUAUUCCGAGGAAGGCAGAUAAAGGUCGGGGCAAAGAGAACAAAUCGACCCGGUAUCAGCACCACAGACCGUGGGUUUCCUCGGGCUCGGUUCCGUUCACGUGGAGGAAGUUUCUCAUCUCGGGCUCGGUAUUACAGUGGAUACACACCACCCAGAGGAAGAGGACGGGCCUUCAGGGGCCGAGGGCGAUCAACAUCGUGGUAUUCCCCUUACUAAUAACUCCCCACUGUCAUUUCCCCUUUUUACUGUCAUCCCUCUUUUCCCUGUUUAAAAAAAAGAAAAGAAAAUAACCCCUCUCAAUAAAAGAAGAAAAAAAAGAAGAAAAAAAGACAAAAAAAAAAAAAAAAAAAAAACACAGAGGGAGAAUAUAGAAAAGAAAAGAGCAUCUCCCGGACAGACUGACUGACUGACUGGUGUGUGUGAGCGUGCGUGUUGCAGUCACCCCGGUAAGGUCUCGAGAUUUUGGGGAGGUUCUUGGUUGGCAUUUGUGAAAUGUUUAGAGAAGAUGGUGUGAUCUCAGGCUGCAGAUGUGUCUCCUUUGGUCUGGCUGUGAGUUCCUCACACAACACAAGGAGCAAACUGUUUUUCCCUCCUUUUCUUCUAUUGUACCUUGAAGAUGUGUGGAAAAUUCCCCAAACGUGAUGAUGCCUGUAUGUUUAAAUAGAUAUCCGAGGUUCUCAGAUUUUUUUUAUUUUUUAUUUUUGAACUGUUAACGUUCACCCAUCCUUGUUUUAUUUCUGGUUUGUUUCUCUUGCUCACCUGCAUUCUUUCUCUUUCUAUCACAGCUUGCAGUUCAGUUCAGGGUGUUUCUAUUGUUUUUGUUUUCAUAGUGUUCAGCUUUGAGACAUGCCAAGUUCUUUUCCCCCUGACUUAUUUCUCAACCAUUCUUUGCAUUUUCAUGUUUCUUCUCUGUUGACUCAUGGUAUUUGGCUCUUUAGACAUUUAAUUCAGGCACCGAAGAUUGUUUUUUUGUUUGUGUUUUUUUUUUUUUUUUAACCUUCUGAUUCCUUUAUCUACCAGCUUUACCUCCUGUUUCAAUCUCUAUCCACUUCCUUCCUUUCAGCAU
Messenger RNA from Tachysurus vachellii, 1898 nucleotides. It is a transcript of the gene pabpn1, whose product is annotated as poly(A) binding protein, nuclear 1. Gene Ontology annotation, molecular function: RNA binding. Bases 350 to 1048 code for a protein of 232 amino acids. Lineage: Eukaryota; Metazoa; Chordata; Actinopteri; Siluriformes; Bagridae. The transcript has 7 exons. The record is from RefSeq and is a predicted model, not a curated record.